Molecule: messenger RNA, 1353 nt
Organism: Radiomyces spectabilis
Lineage: Eukaryota; Fungi; Mucoromycota; Mucoromycetes; Mucorales; Radiomycetaceae
Exons: 5
Coding region: 1-1353 (450 amino acids)
Biological process (GO): conjugation with cellular fusion
Cellular component (GO): mating projection tip
Molecular function (GO): phosphatidylinositol binding; protein binding
Source: RefSeq, a predicted model, not a curated record
AUGUUGCAACCCAAAGAAAAGGUGAAACCACCUCGCAAUCUACGAUCGGCUCGGUUGUCAGUUGUUAAGAAUAAAAUAUCCACACCUAUCAGCAUCCCCGUAACCCAGUACGCUUCAUUAGCCCCACCCAGAAAAGUCAUCAAAGCACUGUACGAUUACCAGGCACAAAACGGCAAUGAACUGUCUUUUGCUCGCGGUGAUUUCUUUCACGUCACGGCACGAGAAAACGAUCCUCAGUGGUAUGAAGCGUGCAAUCCAGCUACCAAUUCCAGAGGUCUUGUUCCUGUCACCUACUUCCAGGUCUUGGAGAAGAACGAUCGUAGCACCAGCGAAGUCAUUUCCCCAGUGAAACAAAAGGCUGACUCCGGAUUCCGCAUGCAACCACUGUACGGUAUUGUGUUGUACGAUUUUCAAGCCGAACGGUCGGACGAAAUGGACGCCAAAGCUGGAGAGCCUAUCAUUGUCAUUGCGCAAAGCAAUCAGGAAUGGUUCGUGGCGAAACCAAUUGGACGUUUAGGCGGACCUGGACUUAUCCCGGUGUCUUUUGUGGAAAUCAGAGACGCCGUGACAGGCAAAACCAUUACCAAUGUCAACGAUCUUAUGCACACUUCCGCAGCGCCUAUUCCUCGCGUGGAAGAAUGGAAAAAAAUGACCCAAGGCUACGAAGCGUCCAGUAUUUCCUUGGCCAACGGAGGCUCCGCAGAACGUCCAAUGGAUGAUCGAUUGGGUGUUGUUAGUGCAACUAUUGAUUCUUAUAUCCUGGAAGCCGAUCAAUACUGGUUCAUUGUAUAUGCCCACUUUUAUGAUUUCCAGAUUAAUUUAUUACACGAGUUCCAGAUUGAAGCAGGCAAAGCCGAUCGUGAACGGAUAUUACCGUACAUGCCCGGACCACUUUCACACGUAGACGAAAAGAUCACUGCGGAACGACAACAGGAUUUAAACAAGUACUGUGAAGAGUUGCUGGCGUUACCACGCUACAUAUCACAAAGCGUUCUAGUACAGAAUCAACUGUUUGGAAUCCACGAAGGAGAUAUUGAAACCGAUAACGAUCCGAGAAUAGGUGCCCUACGGUUCAACAGUCAGGAUAUGGUUCAGACGUCGAGCACACCAAUAGCGAGUACUGUGAAGUUGAAAAUCGUACAUAAAGAGGAUAUUUUUGCCAUCAAGGUGCCAGUAGACAGUACGUUAGAAGGAUUAAGGAAAAAAGUACAUGAGCGAUUGGGCUUUGAAGUUCGUCUACGGUAUAAGAGCGAACCUCAUGGCGACCAUCGACCACUAGAAGACGAGAAAGACAUGGAAGAAGCUUUUACAACCGCCGUUAAGCUCGGCAAAUUAACGGUGUACGCGGAAUAA